Cetraspora pellucida is the source of this 492-nucleotide messenger RNA. NCBI's taxonomy places the organism in Eukaryota, Fungi, Glomeromycota, Glomeromycetes, Diversisporales, Gigasporaceae. The record is from the annotation of a GenBank genome assembly.
AUGGAAGCCGAAACGAAAACUGUAACCAAGAACAAUUCAACCUGGCUAUUAAGUGUUUCUAUCAUGAAAAAGUUAUUAUUUAUAAUAAUGUUAUUGUGUCUUAUACUUCAGAUCUUGAUGGUGGACAUAACGUCAGGGAAUAACAUUAAUGCUCGUGACGACAAACAAGUACCACCGCAAUCUAAGUUAACAGAAUCACUAAUACAGGAGCAAAAUCAUUCUGUUUCUGAAGAUAAUUGUGAAUUGACUGGAGAAUGCACCUGUAAAAUUGAAGAGUGCGAACCUUGUAAUAAAUUAGAAUUAGAAUUGGUGGCAGAUUAUUAUUAUUGUAAAGAAUAUGGAAACAAAGUGAAGGUUAUAUGCAAAUGGAAUGAUACAUCAAAAAAUGAUAGUGUACAAUAUCGAUCAUGUCGACGGGUUAUAAAACUUGACAGAGCAAAAUACAUUGAAUUUCAGGAAGACAAUCCUGUUGACUCUAUACCGAAUCCUUGA